Messenger RNA from Carassius carassius (crucian carp), 1875 nucleotides. Its product is annotated as protein arginine N-methyltransferase 1-B. Gene Ontology annotation, molecular function: protein-arginine N-methyltransferase activity. The transcript has 9 exons. NCBI's taxonomy places the organism in Eukaryota, Metazoa, Chordata, Actinopteri, Cypriniformes, Cyprinidae. Gene Ontology annotation, cellular component: nucleus. Bases 99 to 1235 code for a protein of 378 amino acids. The record is from RefSeq and is a predicted model, not a curated record.
UCCAAUCAAAUCAUUCAGUGAAGGCGAAGGGGCGGGAGCAAAACAAGUGUGUUUCACAUGAGCUGUGCUGCGGUCGUCGUACGAUCCAGUUUACCGAAAUGGCGGAGACAGCGGACAUAAUGGAGGUGUCCCAGGGAGAGAGCUCAGCAAAACCUGCAGCAGAAGACAUGACCUCCAAAGACUACUACUUUGAUUCCUAUGCACACUUUGGCAUUCAUGAGGAGAUGCUAAAGGAUGAAGUUCGUACUCUGACGUACAGAAACUCCAUGUUCCACAACAAGCAUCUCUUCAAGGAUAAGGUGGUGCUGGAUGUGGGAAGUGGAACCGGCAUCCUUUGUAUGUUUGCAGCCAAAGCUGGGGCCAAGAAAGUUAUUGGGAUUGAGUGCAGCAGUAUAUCAGACUAUGCUGUGAAGAUCGUGAAGGCCAACAAGUUGGAUCACAUCGUUUCCAUCAUUAAGGGCAAAGUGGAAGAGGUCGAGCUUCCUGUGGAAAAAGUAGACAUAAUCAUCUCUGAGUGGAUGGGCUACUGUCUCUUCUACGAGUCCAUGCUUAACACUGUCAUUUAUGCGAGAGACAAAUGGCUGAAACCCGAUGGCCUGAUUUUCCCUGACAGAGCCACGCUCUAUGUCACUGCUAUUGAGGACCGACAGUACAAGGACUACAAAAUUCACUGUACGUGUCAAUCUCUGAAUGUAAUCGGGGGCUUUUCUGCUGUGUCUGAAAUAGGACACCAUUUCAUUUUUGUUUGUUUUACAUUUUUAGGGUGGGAGAAUGUUUAUGGCUUUGACAUGUCCUGUAUUAAGGAAGUGGCCAUCAAGGAGCCACUGGUGGAUGUUGUUGACCCCAAACAGCUCGUUAGUACUGCCUGCCUCAUUAAGGAGGUGGACAUCUACACGGUGAAGAUUGAGGACCUGUCCUUCACGUCACCUUUCUGCCUGCAGGUGAAAAGGAAUGACUACAUUCAUGCGCUGGUAACCUACUUCAACAUCGAGUUCACUCGCUGCCACAAGAGGACAGGCUUCUCUACUAGCCCAGAGUCUCCUUACACUCAUUGGAAGCAGACGGUGUUCUACCUUGACGACUAUCUGACGGUGAAGACCGGAGAGGAGAUCUUUGGCACCAUCAGCAUGAAACCCAAUGUCAAGAAUAAUAGAGACCUGGACUUCAACGUUGACAUCGACUUCAAGGGUCAGCUUUGUGAGGUGUCCAAGACGUCAGAGUACAGGAUGCGCUAGGUUCCUUUAGCAUAAGUGUGUGUGUGUGAGCAACAUCUCUGAGAGCAGUUCACACUUGUGUGUGUGAAACCGUGUACAUUUAUUCCAAACUGUGCAUGAUGGACAUUUUUAGAGAUUCUGUUUUACAGAAUAUUGUCUGACAAUAUAUAUAUUUUCUUUAAUAUGAACCCAACUGGACUAAACAUGGAAAAAAAAAUUUGGCCUUGCUUUUUUCCAAAUUCUAGGUGCACCAUCUUGGAUAAAAUCCCUUGGGUUUAUGCAUGUGCACAUAUGUAACUGCUCUCUUUUGCCUGAUUGACUGUGACAUGUCCUCCAUGUAUCUUUUUUUUUUUUUUUCUGCCAAGCCGACAUUUCUGUGUUGGUCACUGUAAAAAAUGUGGAUCCGCCAUAUGUUUUGAUAUUCCAUCUUAUAAAGCCAGCAUCUUCAAUGUAGGUCAAAUUUGUCUAGUCUCACUGUAGACACUAGCUAAUGAGCCCAUAUUGUUUUGUAUUUGUUCUGUACUUGGAGGCAGUUGAUUUGGACCAUCAGUAGAGGGCACCUCCAUCAUGUGCAGUUUGUCUUCAAUGGAGUAACAGUUUAAUUCAUGUAGGGCUCCCAUGUCCUCAUCUGUUAGCUUUUGUUCUUGUUGUGUUUUUUUUU